UGCGUGUGCAACGUCAACACUGGGCAACUCGAAGCAAGCUCGAAGCGGAGGUUGUUCCAAUACAGCCGGUACAUUACUAUUAUUUAUUUACAAUGAACGCGUGGAUGCAAUACUUCAAAUCCAUUCCUGUGCAUAUGGAUUACGAGGGCCAGGCACGAGCAGAAAAUUUGUCCUGGGUCAUCAUAACGCUUUUUGGAGUGGUCGGAUUCAUAUGGGGAUACGCGAUACAGCAAUUCUCGCAAACGAUUUACAUCAUCGGUGCUGGAUUUCUAAUGGCUGCCGUAAUCACGUUACCAGCCUGGCCCAUGUACCGCCGUAAACCUUUGGACUGGCAGAAACCACAGUGUCAACACUGCGACGUCAACGUUAAAGCAGAAACCAAUGCUUUGUCGAAAUCGAAGAAAAAGAAGUAGUCGGUUGCCUACUAUCGUCCUAUUUAAAAAUGUUACGUAAGAAUACUUGUUCGUGUAAGGAAAGAAACGAUGCUGUUGGAGCGAUCUCGCAUUUAAAAGCAUGUAUCCCCCGUGGCCGUUGAAACCACUGUAUGUAUUUGAUUGCUCCGAAUUUGUAUAACGACAGCGAAUGAAAAUGAAGCGGUUCGAGGAAUACGUGUAAUAAGCAUUAAACGCAUUUCAAUACUUGGAAGGAAAAGUGUGAUUUUGUUAACCGUGGUUUGCUAUGUUCGACGUAUCGUCGUAACGUUGCAAACCGUUGCAACGCGACGAUUUCGACUCUCCCAUUCGGAUUCGAUAGCAUUGCAGAACGCGAUAGAAACGCGUUUGUUUUCUAACAGGUGUCGACAUUGAUCGGUCUCGUCAACAUUUGAAAAAAGUAAAGCGUAAGUAAGUAUCCGAUCGGUGACACGAUCUUUGGCACGAACCAUAAUGGAAACGUCGUCUGCAACCUCUUCCUACGGUUCGCGAAAGAGAAGGGGGGAUAGGGAACGUGGAGGAAUUUCAAGUAGAAAACUUUUCGUAUCAAUUAUUUCUAUAACGUGUGUGUGCGCGCGUGCGUGCGUGCGUGUACGUUCGAGCAUAAUGUAAUAUCUCUGGUCCGAAUAAAAUAAUCUCCCUUUACGAAUAGAGAAA
Molecule: messenger RNA, 1088 nt
Organism: Megalopta genalis
Lineage: Eukaryota; Metazoa; Arthropoda; Insecta; Hymenoptera; Halictidae
Product: signal peptidase complex subunit 1
Biological process (GO): protein targeting to ER
Cellular component (GO): membrane; signal peptidase complex
Source: RefSeq, a predicted model, not a curated record